AUGAUCUCAAUUGUAAAUUCUGUACAUAAAAAUCUAAGUAGGAGGUCAAAAGAUACUCUGAAAGAAACCAAAGUUCCUAUUAUGUAUGCAGCAUUCGGGUGUUCAUUUAAAGAUAUUCAUUACACCUAUCGCGUUCGUGUAUCGACUGUUAGCAACAUUAUUAAAGAAGUUUCAAGAUUCAUAUGGAACAAUUUAAGUGAAAAAUUUAUGCGACUUCCUACAUCAGUCGACGAAUGGGAACAGACAUCGAUAAAACAACAGCUGUAUGGACUGUUAAGGCAUGUACUAUUCUACACAACUUUUAUAAGGGACAAGGAGGGCUCAAACAGUGAUAAUAACGUAUCUGAAGAAUUUAGUUACGAAAACCUACCCCAUGAAGUAAGAACACGAGGUGGUAAUACUACCAACUUAGUUCGAACAGAAUUCGUGAACUAUUUCAUGUCCGAAGAUGGAUCAGUCCCAUGGCAGGAUGAAGCUUUUCAGAAUUCCCCUGUAAUCUUGCUGAAUUCAUCUCGACCUUUCAUUGCACUCUCUAUGGAUCAUCACAUUUAUUACUCGCUACCAAUUACGCUUGCAAUGCCGGUUGAAACAACAGUUUUGCUACAGAAUAUCGAAGUGACACAUCCAUCAUCUGUAGAUCUCGAUUUUACGCAGCUUAGAUAA
Messenger RNA from Acanthoscelides obtectus, 663 nucleotides. Lineage: Eukaryota; Metazoa; Arthropoda; Insecta; Coleoptera; Chrysomelidae. The record is from the annotation of a GenBank genome assembly.